This is a messenger RNA of Drosophila grimshawi, 2098 nucleotides long. It is a transcript of the gene SPR, whose product is annotated as sex peptide receptor. Gene Ontology annotation, cellular component: membrane. The coding region runs from base 578 to 2095 and encodes 505 amino acids. Gene Ontology annotation, molecular function: G protein-coupled peptide receptor activity. Lineage: Eukaryota; Metazoa; Arthropoda; Insecta; Diptera; Drosophilidae. Gene Ontology annotation, biological process: G protein-coupled receptor signaling pathway. The record is from RefSeq and is a predicted model, not a curated record. The transcript has 6 exons.
AACCAGAACCAAAACUAAAAAACAAUCUAAAUAAAUAUUUAAAUAAUUUGAACAUUUGGCUAAAGUGCGAACUCGAAAAUUCUUGCCACCCCCCAAAUGGACCAGCUCAAAAACUUGCUAAAAAUAAAUGUUUUUAACGUGUUUAUUUAUACAAAUAUAUAUUUUUUUUAACAUUCUUUACAUACCGAAUUCUAAAAGGAUUUUCAAUUCAAAUAGUUAAAAGAAAAUAAACAGUUUUUUUUUUGUUUUUCUUAAGUGCUGAAGUGCAGUGUUCUAACAAAUUUUGACGUAAUAGCAAAUCACAGUUUUCAUUGCAUGUGAAAAAUCGCUGAAGGAACAUGGAGAACUGAACACGAGCACUCGAGACGAACCGACAUCCCAACACAAAAAAGAUGAAAGCAGGUUUGCUUAAUUCGAUGAAUGCAAUCAUAAAAACAACAAUCGCAACAACAGCAACACAAAUACAAUAUAAAUAAAAAGCAGACACAGUUGAGCAGACAGACAGCAUUUUGUGACGCCGAAUUCUUGAGGUGAUUGACACGAUUGGCCCAAGCUUGGACAUGAACACCAGCUACACAUGGCCAGGAGCAACGAUCACAGUCUGUUAAUAGAAGUGCAGGAAGUGUCAACGGCAGUCACGAAAACGUUGACCGCCGCAGCGGCAUCCAAAAUGGAUAAUAAUACCGCAUACUCCUACGAUAUAUCCGCAACGGACGUGCUCUAUCAAUGGAGCGCAGCGGCCAGUGGUGCACGAAUUGCCGCCCAAUCGGAUACAUCCAGCCCGCUGCCCACAGCUGUGGCAGUGGUGGCCUCAGCAGCCGCAGCAGCGGUGGGGCGUGUGCCAGAGCUGGUUGGUACAAUGCUGGAGGCACGCCCCUCAUCGGUCACCAUGAACGACACCCAUUUCCUGCAGGUCGACUAUGCGACCAGUAUAAAUGACAGCCUCGACUAUGCCUCCUAUCAGCAGCAGCUGGACAGCAGUGAGUGCCGCCAAGCGGAUGGCAAUAUGAGCUAUUGGAAUCUGACCUGCGAUUCGCCGCUGAACUACGCAUUGCCGCUAUACGGCUACUGUAUGCCCUUUCUGCUAUUCAUGACCAUUAUAUCCAAUUCACUGAUUGUGCUUGUGCUCAGCAAGAAGAGUAUGGCAACGCCCACCAACUUUGUGUUAAUGGGCAUGGCGAUAUGCGAUCUGCUGACGGUUGUAUUUCCUGCGCCCGGACUUUGGUAUAUGUACACAUUUGGCAAUCAUUACAAGCCCAUGCAUCCGGUCUCCAUGUGCCUGGCCUACAGCAUUUUCAAUGAGAUUAUGCCAGCCAUGUGCCACACCAUCUCCGUUUGGCUGACUUUGGCCCUAGCCGUACAAAGGUACAUUUACGUGUGUCAUGCCCCAAUGGCACGGACCUGGUGCACAAUGCCGCGCGUGAGGCGUUGCACCUUCUAUAUUGCGCUGCUGGCGUUUCUGCAUCAGUUGCCACGCUUCUUCGAUCGCACCUAUUUGCCCAUGCAGAUCGAGUGGAAUGGCAACGAGACGGAGGUAUGCCAUUUGGAGACAUCGCUGUGGGUGCACGAGUACAUUGGCGUGAAUCUCUACUAUACCAGCUAUUAUUUGUUCCGUGUGCUAUUUGUGAAUCUGCUGCCGUGCAUCAUUCUGGUCACGCUCAACAUUCUGCUGUUUGCGGCAUUGAGGCAGGCGCAGGAGCGACGCAAGCUGCUGUUUCGCGAGAACCGCAAAAAGGAGUGCAAAAAGCUGAGGGACUCCAACUGUACCACAUUGAUGCUAAUUGUGGUCGUGUCGGUGUUUCUCAUUGCCGAGAUACCCAUUGCGGUCGUCACAUCCAUGCACAUUGUCAGCUCGCUGAUCAUUGAAUUUUUGGACUAUGGCAUUGCCAACAUAUUUAUAAUGCUGACCAAUUUCUUUCUGGUGCUCAGCUAUCCGAUUAACUUUGGCAUCUACUGCGGCAUGUCGCGUCAAUUCCGUGAGACAUUCAAGGAGAUAUUUAUGGGUCGCAUCGCUGGCAAGAAGGACAGCUCGUCCAAGUACUCGAUCGUGAAUGGCCCACGCACCUGCACCAACACCAAUGAGACUGUCCUCUAGUAA